UUAAUAAAGUAUUGUUUGAUUCAAUCUGUUCUCAGGUGUCGUGGAUUCGUCGAAAAGAUUUUCACGUAAUCACAGUGGGAAAAUUUACCUAUACAUCAGACCAACGCUUUCAAGCCGUUCAUAUGGAUAAUAGCGACGACUGGACUCUUCAGAUACGUUACCCUCAGAGAAGAGAUGCAGGAAUUUACGAGUGCCGUAUCAACUCUUCCAAAGAUGAGUUUGUUUGUUGAGCUCAAUGUAAUC
Oppiella nova is the source of this 243-nucleotide messenger RNA. Lineage: Eukaryota; Metazoa; Arthropoda; Arachnida; Sarcoptiformes; Oppiidae. The record is from the annotation of a GenBank genome assembly.